AUGUGCGCCGCAAACAUAACGCUAUGCAUAUUUUUCGGAAUGAAGAACACGCCUUUGAGUCCACUAGUAGGAGUAUCACAUGCACAGCUCAACAUUCUGCACCGGAUUGUGGGAUAUACCGCCGUCUUCCUGCUUGCUCUGCACGCUAUCUUUUACGCGAUACACUUCCAUCGCUAUGGCAAGUUGGCCAGCUUGCUGAAACCCGAAGACCUGGCUGGUAUCGGUGCCGCUAUCGGAAUGAUCAUUCUGUUCCUAGGAAUACUGAGACACAGAAACUACGAGCUCUUCUACAUCAGUCACAUCGCUGGCUUCGUGGCAGCCGUCAUUUUGACGGGGUUGCAUCGCCCAAACUGGGCAAAGAGGAUACCAGCUUUGAUGAGCUUUGCGUUCGGACUUUGGCUGCUAGAUCGCACGAUCCGAGCUUCUAGGAUGCUUUACAACCUCAUCAACAACUCCGGCGCCUUCUAUCUACUCCCGGAUGGAGGAACGCGCCUGCUUCUCAAAAGGCCAAGUGCCCAGGCUGCCUCACCGGGGACUCACGUCUUCCUCUGGAUUCCGCGGGUCCAUAUCUAUGAGAAUCAUCCAUUCACAAUCGUUAACAAUGGCCCCGCUGGCUUGGAGCUUGUGAUGAAAUCCCACCAGGGAUUUACCAAAGCUGUCAACAACUUUGCUACAUGUCGUACUCGUUCUACAGCCUGGGCAUCGGUUGAUGGGCCGUAUGGUGUGUGUCCUGAUAUGGACAACUACGACAAGCUGAUCUUUAUCGCUGGUGGAAGUGGAGCGGCUUUCACGUUUGGUCUCAUAAAUCGGAUUCUAGGACAGUCUGAGAGACCUAAGCUCCAAUCCGUUGAGUUCGUGUGGACUGUCAGACGUACAGAGCAUCUCAAGUGGUUCUCCGAACAUCUCAGCAAGCUCAUGAAGAUGGGACCAGCCGUCAAAGUAUCGCUGUUUGUCACAAAUGAAGAGCCAAUAUCAAGCCCAAUAGCGACGCAAACCGACACUCCGUAUGACGUUGAAAGUCAGCUCUUGUCUGAGAGAGGUACACCAAGCUACGGAGCUGUAUCGAGCGUAGACGACACAAGUAGUCUGCUUGCCCGAGCAAACGGCCAUGAAGUCGAGCAGGCUUAUAACCUCCAUUUCAGGAGAAUGGACAUAGAAUCGGUGGUCAGUGAUGCCAUACAGUCCGUUGAGAGUCGUCAAAGAGUUCUGAUGGCCACUUGCGGCCCAGAAUCAUUGAUGGAAGCUGUGAGGGAUUCGGCGGAAAGUUGGCGGAAGAAGCGAGACCUUCGAAUAGACGUACACUCCGAGGACUUUUAG
This is a messenger RNA of Colletotrichum phormii, 1317 nucleotides long. Its product is annotated as ferric reductase NAD binding domain-containing protein. The record is from RefSeq and is a predicted model, not a curated record. NCBI's taxonomy places the organism in Eukaryota, Fungi, Ascomycota, Sordariomycetes, Glomerellales, Glomerellaceae. Gene Ontology annotation, biological process: intracellular iron ion homeostasis; iron ion transport; copper ion import. Gene Ontology annotation, molecular function: ferric-chelate reductase activity. The transcript has 2 exons. Gene Ontology annotation, cellular component: plasma membrane. Bases 1 to 1317 code for a protein of 438 amino acids.